Molecule: messenger RNA, 642 nt
Organism: Penicillium samsonianum
Lineage: Eukaryota; Fungi; Ascomycota; Eurotiomycetes; Eurotiales; Aspergillaceae
Exons: 1
Coding region: 1-642 (213 amino acids)
Source: RefSeq, a predicted model, not a curated record
AUGUCCACAUACAAGAGAAAUCGUGAUACAGUCGCAAGCAGCAUCUAUACCACCGAGCAAAAGCCGGGCAUUGAACAGUGGCUUGAAGAUACUGCGAAAAAUAUCCAGGAGCCCGUGACUGCACUGGGGUUGACUAUGCCCGAGAAACGCCUAGGCAGCUUGGAACAGCGGCCUGGCAUGGACAAGGGACUGUUGGAGAGAGAUCUUGGAACACGAUACGAAAUUGAGGACAGGAUCAUAGCUUUUAAGGAGAGAGCCCGCAGACAAGACGAAAGUUUCAAGAAAUCCGAACUACAGGAGGAUAUACUUCAAGAAAAUAUUAAUAGCGUGCAACAGCAGCUCAGUAUGCAGGACCCAUUUCUUAAAGACAGGCUCACCCUGCAUGAAAGACGACUAGAGCUUGCCGACCAACAAAUAAACACACAGCAAGAGCUCAUAAAACACUUGCUUGAAGGGCAAGCCUCAAUUUCACGACAACUUGGCCUUAUUACACAACAGCUUUCACUACUGUUUGGACAAUAUGCGCAACAACCACAAGUGGAAGAACCCGAGGGGCAGCAGUCCAAUCCUGGCGGAGUCAACAAAGGUACAGAUGCUUCUGAUUAUGUCCUUGUCUCGGAAGAUGAAGCCACCACUACUUGA